Molecule: messenger RNA, 4822 nt
Organism: Labrus bergylta (ballan wrasse)
Lineage: Eukaryota; Metazoa; Chordata; Actinopteri; Labriformes; Labridae
Gene: mrc1a
Product: mannose receptor, C type 1a
Molecular function (GO): signaling receptor activity
Source: RefSeq, a predicted model, not a curated record
AGCACACACCAGACCCCUUCUGAAAAACUCUCCCACAGCCUCAUCCACUGUUGAGUGCUAACUACACACUAAGGAUAAUGUUACCCUGUUCAAACUUUGCCUUUUUCCUCUGUCUCCUGCAAGUCCUCUGCAUCACUGCCGACAUAGACAGUGGCUCCUUCCUGAUCUUCAAUGAGAACCACAACAAGUGCAUACGGGUGGAGAGUGCCAGCUCAGUAACAGUGGCCAUGUGUGAUCCUCGAGCCAAAGAGCAGCAGUUUCGUUGGGCCUCUGAAUCACGCAUCCUCAGUUUGUCUCUCAAGCUCUGUCUGGGGGCUACAGAGAUUCAAGACUGGGUGAAGGUGGCUCUCUAUGAAUGUGAUGAGAGUAAUAUCCUUCAACAUUGGCAGUGCAAGAAUGAGACCCUCUUUGGCCUUAAAGACCAGGACCUGCAUCUGAACUGGGGAAACCGCAACGAGAGGAGCGUAAUGAUCUACAAAGGUUCGGGGCUCUGGAGCCGCUGGAGGAUAUUUGGCACUCAAGGUGACCUUUGCUCAAAGGGAUUUCAAGAGGUUUUCACAAUUGCGGGCAAUAGCUUUGGAGGCCCGUGCAAGUUUCCAUUUAAGUUUUUGGAUAAGUGGUAUGCUGAAUGCACAAAGGACGGCCGCUCAGACGGACUGCUGUGGUGUGCUACAGAGACAGAUUACGAUAAAGAGAAGAAAUGGGGCUUCUGUCCCACCAAAGAGUCCUCAGGCUGGGACACUGACCCAGUCACUGGGGUUCAGUAUCAGAGGAACCCAAUGUCUGUGUUGACCUGGCAUCAAGCCAGGAAGAGCUGCCAGCAGCAGGGAGCCGACCUCCUCAGCAUUGUAGAACUACACGAACAGUCGUAUAUUUCAGGGUUGACAAGUUCUUUGGGAACUGCUCUGUGGAUUGGACUGAACAGCUUGGAUUUUGAAAACGGAUGGCAGUGGAGCAAUGGAAACCCAUUCAGAUAUUUAAACUGGGGCCCAGGUCAUCCCUCAUCCGAGCCGGGGCUUUCCUGUGCGACACUAAAUGCUGGAAAAGCCUCAAAAUGGGAGAGCAUGGCGUGCACCAAGAAACUUGGUUACAUUUGUCGUAAAGGAAACUCUACAAGUCUGCCUCCAGUCCUAGACAAGCACCAGCCAAGCUUCUGUCCCAGUCACUGGGUUCCCUAUGCAGGAAACUGUUACCACCUGGAGAGAAGUAAAAAGAUGUGGAAAGACGCGUUGGCUGCAUGUCACAAAGAGGGAGGAGACCUGGCGAGCAUACACAAUAUAGAAGAGCAGAGCUUCAUAAUAUCUCAAUCAGGAUACUUGCCCACAGACGAGCUCUGGAUUGGCCUGAAUGAUCAGAUGAACCAGCUGCUGUUUGAAUGGUCUGAUCGCUCACAUGUCACCUUCACUCAGUGGCUGGCUGGUGAGCCAUCUCAUGCCACCAACCACCACGAAGACUGUGUUCUCAUGAAAGGAAAGGCUGGCAGGUGGGCUGACCAUGUGUGUGAGAAGACUUAUGGCUACAUCUGUAAGAUGAAGGCGUCAACUGAACCAGCUGGGGGUGUCCAGGAGGAAGUAAACCCAGGAUGCAAACGUGGUUCGAUCAGGUUUGGCUCUUUUUGUUACAACAUUGGAUUGAAGGCAAAAGCUUUUGAAGAGGCAAAGCAGGCAUGCUCAGAGACUGGCUCUUACCUAGUGGAUAUACCUGACAGAUAUGAGAAUGCCUUCUUGGUUAGUUUGGUGGGUUUGAGACCAGAGAAGUACUUUUGGAUAGGUCUUUCUAACACAGAGGAUAUACACACGUUCAAGUGGACCACCAGAAGAAAAGUGUCUUUCACUCAUUUCAACGUUGGCAUGCCAGACAGACAUAAAGGAUGUGUUGCUAUGACAACUGGACUUUUUGCUGGCUUAUGGGAUGUUGUCAGCUGCAACAACAAGGAGAAGUAUAUCUGCAGGAAACCAGCAGAAGGUGUACUGGUGACAACAGUUCCACCCACCACCCCAGCCCUGAGCUGUGAGCCCGGGUGGACCCCUGUUCCUGACAGGAACGUGUGUUAUAAACUUUACAAAAAGAUAAACAGCCUAAAGAAGACUUGGCAUGAGGCAGAAGACUUCUGCAAGGCCAUUGGAGGAAACCUGAUGAGCAUACACAGCGAGAAAGACCUGGACAACGCUCCGUUUCAUUUAUCUGACCCAUCCUGGAUUGGCUUCAGCCUUGGUACCAAUGAAGGUUUUGUCUGGAGUGAUGGAUCAGCUUCCAGCUACGAGAACUGGGCCUAUGGGGAACCAAACAACCACAAUGACAAUGAACACUGUGCAGAGGUCUUUAUGUACUAUGGACGCUUCUGGAAUGAUCGCAUUUGUGAGGGCUACAAUAAUUGGAUAUGCCAGAUUAAAAAAGGUGUGACUCCCAAACCUGAGCCGACGGUUGCUGAAACAGUUUGGAACACCACUGAAGAUGGCUGGCUCAUAAACAAUGACACACAGUACUUCAUCAACAACGAAGAACUGAAUAUGGAAACUGCCAGAGCCUUCUGCAAAAAAAACUUUGGUGAACUGGCAGUUAUCACCGGGGAGAGUGAGAGGAAGUACCUUUGGAAAAAGAUUAUCAAAGGUUCAUGGGGUCAGUACUACAUUGGCAUGACAGUAAACCUGGAUAAGUCAUUUAGCUGGCUGGAUGGCACACCUGUAACAUACACAGCCUGGGAAAAGAAUGAGCCUAACUUUGCUAAUAAUGAUGAAAACUGUGUGACAAUUUACAAGGGAAUGGGGUACUGGAAUGAUAUUAACUGUGGUUUGGAGCUGCCCUCUAUUUGCAAAAGAAGCAGUAGUUUUAUUAAUACAACAGUAGCCCCGACCAUGGCUCCAAAGGGAGGAUGUGCCCCAGAGUGGAUAUCUUUCAGAGGGAAGUGCUACAAAAUAGUUGUUGGAAAUGACAAGAAGAACUGGCAGGAUGCUCGGGCGUACUGCUUAAACCAGGGUGGAAAUCUGGCUUCAGUUCGAAAUGAGAACGAGCAAGCAUUCCUAACAACACAGAUGCUGAGAUACAAUGAAGAUAUGUGGAUCGGCAUGAAUGAUGUCAACUGGGAGAUGCACUUUGUGUGGACGGACGGCAAAGGCAUUUCAUACACAAACUGGGCAAAAGGGCAUCCUACGAGAACGCCGAAUGGACGUUAUGACUCAAUGGAUGAGGUGUUUGACUGUGUGAUAAUGGUGGGCAGUGCCUCCAGAGAAACUGGGCAUUGGAAAGUCGAGGAGUGUUACUCAAAAUUCGGCUUCAUCUGUAAACGAAAUGUUGAUUCUCAGAUUGCAGACCCCGCCACGACUGUGUUACCAAAGGCUUUCUACAAACUGGGCAAUGACUCAUAUAAAGUGGUGGCCCAGAAGAUGAGAUGGGACGAGGCGAGGAGGCAGUGCCAAGCAGACGAUGCAGAUCUCGCCAGUAUCCUAAACCCCAUAACUCAGGCAUACAUCACAUUGCAUAUUUCCAAGCUCAAAGAGCCUGUGUGGAUUGGCCUCAACAACAAUGUGACCAAUGGGCGGUUCAAGUGGGUUGAUAACUGGCUCCUGUCAUAUACCAGAUGGGGCAUAGACGAGCCCAAAAACAACUAUGCUUGUGUGUAUAUGGAUGUGGACGGAAAAUGGAAGACUUCAGCGUGUACCAAUACUUACUAUUCGAUUUGCAAGAGGUCACAAGACAUCGCACCCACUGAGCCCCCACAACUACCCGGCAAAUGUCCAGAACCACAAGGACGAACAGCCUGGAUACCUUUCAGAGGCCACUGUUACGCCUUCCUCAGCUAUUACGAUGGCAAUUGGCCCUCUGCCUCAGUCGAAUGUCUGAAAAAUGAGGCUGCUCUGGUAAGUAUUGAGGACCCUCAAGAGGCUCUGUUCAUACAGCAGAACCUAAACCUUCUACAGGACAGUGUCAAGUCAUUCUGGAUCGGCCUCUACAAGACUCAUGAAGGUGAGUGGAGGUGGUUCGAUAACAAUGUUGUGGACUACACAAACUGGAUGAACGAAAAGCAGCAGUCAGACUCAUGUGUGGAGAUCCUUUCUGAAAGUGGACAGUGGAAUACAAACAGAUGCUACAGAAGUAAAUCUUGCAUCUGCAAAAGGGCCAAAGUUAUUCCCCCAACAGAAAAGCCACCAUCUGUUGCUCAUGUCGUGAAAGAAGCCUCACACGGGUCUGCAGGCAUCACUGUGGCUGUCGUACUAGUUGUAAUAGCCGUAGUUGGACUUGGUGCCUUUCUUUUCCGCAAACGGAUACCCACCCCUGUCUUGGGAGAAAGCACCUUCGACAAUAAAUUAUACUUCACCAAUCCAAUCCGAGCCCCUGUAGACACAAAGGGUCUCGUGGUAAAUAUAGAGCAGAAUGAGCAAGCAUAGACAACAUGGGAACAAAGGCAGUGACUGUAAAAUCCACAAGUGACUGUUUCUUGGUUUUCUACUUUAUUUUUGAUCACGUCACUGAGAACUUAAUUUCAAUAAAAACCUGUACUGUCUUUCAAUUCAAAUACUUUUCCAUACAAGCACUGGCAUUGAACUAAAUUAAUUAGGGACAUGAAGGUGUAAUCUAUAACAGUUUCCAUAAGAUUAUUAUUUCAUUUGUGAAAUGUGUACAGAUUUUGAUUAUUGCAACCAAUCAGGUUCUUCUUUGGAGAAUGUUUAAGAUCAAGCUUCAGAUGUUUUAUCAAUGCAAGUAAGCAAGACAUUUCUCAACUGGGUUAUUGUUUUGUGAGCAUUCUACGAGGGCUGUUCAUUAACUUCUUUCAUGCUUACAGAAUUGUGAAUAGAUACUUAUUAAAUAAAUGGGAAAAAACUGA